GAGGUCAACAGCCGGGAGGGAAGGCUUCUCGUGGAUUUUUACUUCUGGCAUUUCCCGAGCUGGACAUGCAGCGUGAUAUUGUUCGUAAACUGGCGGCCAGUGCCGUGUUGUCUUCGGCCACGGCCAGUUCUCCCCGCAACAAGAAACAACCCCAGUGUGUCAUCAUGUUCCAUCGACGACGUUUAAGUGUUUUGCAGUACGUCUUACUGGGCAUUUUUUUCGGGUCGUCCAUCUACUUAUGGACCAACCGAAUGAAUCUCAACCGACCAUUCGCUAUUCAACUGCUACAAAAUAAGGAAACUGAAGAGAACACAGAUGGUAAACCUGAUGUUGAAGAACUUAUCGAUGAUAAUAACAGUAUUCAACCAAUUGUCGAUCCCUUGUCGGCCAACUUGUGUGGAGAAGCGACAGUACCCACCGUCGAGCCUGUCGGGAUCGAACCAUUCCCAGAAUUCAAAUUCGAUUCCGAUGAAGAUGUCGAUUUGAAUCGAACGCUCGAUUGGUUGGAUUUGUGGAAUGACGAUGCCAACUGUACAAAAUACGAAUCGCGAGUUCUUAAACCUGGGAGUUAUCCCCAAGUUGGUGCUUUAGUCUCAUUCCCUGGUAGUGGCAAUUCUUGGCUGCGUAUGUUGUUGGUAGGCAUUACAGGUAUGUUUAUCAGCUCAGUUUACGCCGGUGAAGAUACCCAGUUCCAAUCCAAAGCUAACACUAGCUAUCAGAUUCCAGUUGACUGUGGAUGCACUUUGUUGCAAAAGACGCAUGAUUUUUCACUGGACGCCGUAUUGUACAGUUUGCCCGAAGCGAAUCGAACUAAAACCCUGGAAGAAUUCAAUGGCAAAGGCAUUCUAAUCAUACGCAAUCCUUUCAAAGCUAUACGAUCCUAUCGCAAUUUUGAUUUCACUGGAAUGGUCGGAGCUGCACCAGAAAGCGCUUUCUCAGGCACAAAAUGGGAUAAUUUUGUGAGUCGAUCUGUGGCCGGCUGGGAGACUUUGGCGACCGUCUGGAUCCGUGGAUUAAAACAAGGUGGCAUCAUAUACUACGAGCGCCUACAUCGGGAAACUCGAUCGGAACUGAAACGUCUGUUAAAGAUGCUCGGGUUGGGUUACGACAAAGAAAGACUCGAAUGCGUUCUACGUCACACGGCGGAUAAUUCAUUCAAACGCGAAUCUAAUCAAACGGCGCAAACCGAGUUCCCAUACACUGCCAGCCAGAGAUUAUUAAUUCACAAGGCGAUAGAAAGCGUGCAACUUGCACUGAAAGAACGUGGCUUGGAUCCACUUCCCAUUCAGUAUUACGACUUCUUUAACAUUACUCCAGAAUACGGCAUUCCAACGUGAUUGUUCUUUUUUCAACGAAAUCCUUGUUAACAAAUAUGCAUGUAUUGUGGCAAUUUUCUUGAACGUGAGGCGCACAGAUAUUCCCGAUAUAUUUUGACGAAAAAUCCAAACAAAAAUGCUUGACUGUCCAAAGGAUUUGCCACCAUGAUUGUUGCCUAAUGCUAAACUGUCUGCGUUUUUAACGUAGAUGGAUUUACUAGAAUGCAACAGAAGAAUAACGACGUUUUCUUCCGCAAAAAAUUUGAAUUAAAACUGUAUUAAUAUGUGUUCUACUUGAAAAUGACAUUGGAUGACAUGGAUUCACGUUGAAUGAAAAAAAAAAUUGCUGAUUGUCCUGAAAAAUUGUUAUUAAUAUGAAAAAAAACGCCCCCUGUACCUUCUAUCAAACAAAAUAAAUGAUAAAAGAUCUA
Molecule: messenger RNA, 1747 nt
Organism: Daphnia magna
Lineage: Eukaryota; Metazoa; Arthropoda; Branchiopoda; Diplostraca; Daphniidae
Product: WSC domain-containing protein 2
Exons: 5
Coding region: 66-1337 (423 amino acids)
Molecular function (GO): sulfotransferase activity
Source: RefSeq, a predicted model, not a curated record